GUGCUGGAGGUAUUUGAAUCACAAACAUAGAGUGAAAAAAACCCUCUUUCCCCCAAAAACCCUAAAAGCUCAAACCUUUGGCGGCUAUCAACUGAACCCACCAAAGGGUUUUAUCAUCUCCCAAGAUCUAUCAUGGCUACCCUUUCAUCUUCUGCUGAACAAACUUCAGAUUUGCUGCAGAAAUUAUCCAUAGACUCACAAACAAAAACCUUAGACAUGCCCGAGCCCACCAACAAGAUCCAGCCAAGUGACCGGUCUGUGACCCCAGUGCUAUCCAACUUCAUGGAUCCAACUGUGUGCUAUCUUCCUAAUGGUUAUCCCUCGUACUACUAUGGUGGCUAUAAUGGAACUGGCGAGUGGGACGACUACUCAAAGUAUCUGAAUACAGAAGGAGUAGAUAUAACUUCUGGAAACGGAUCUGCUAUGUAUCCUCAUGGUUAUUGGUAUGGACCCUAUGGCCCAUAUUCCCCAGCAGCUUCUCCAGUUCCUACAAUGGGAAAUGAUGGUCAGUUAUAUGGUCCUCAGCACUACCAAUAUCCUACUCCCUAUUUCCAGCCAUUGACUCCUACCAGUGAGCCCUUCAUCCCCAGCCACAUAGCCCCUUCACAAGGCGAUCUUUCUAUCACAAAAGCUGCUGACCAGAAGUCUUUGCCUGUGGAAACAGGUAAAGAGAAUUCUAAUGGCAUUGCAAAUGGUGGGGAUGUUAAAGGAGCCAAUGGUGCAGUUCCUUACAAACCUAAGUAUCAAAAUUCAUAUGGAAGGGGUAGUUAUACAAAGGGCAUUCCUGCUUCUGGUUACAAGGAUCUGAGAUCUUGUUUUGAUAGGUUACAGCCUGAUAUCCCGUUGCUGGAUAGUUCUGUACUUUCCGAUGGCCUGUAUAGGAACACUGAUAUUUCUUCUUCAUUUUCAAAGGCUAGCAAUGCUCCAUCUUCAAGAAAUCAGAAUUUCCAUCAAAAUUCUCAUUUCAUGGGAUGGCAGCACCCUGGUCUGGCAUCAGGCAUGGGUUCAACUCAUGGAUAUAUGAAUAGGAUGUAUUCAAACAAACUCUAUGGUCAAUAUGGGAAUGGUUUCAAAUCUGGCGUGGGCUUUGGAUCUGGUGGUUAUAAUGCAGGAAUAAAUGGUCAAGGGUGGUUGCCUAUCGACAGCAAAUAUAAACCCAAGGGGCAAGGCAAUGGUUAUUUUGGUUUUCGCAAUGAGAAUAUUGAUGGCUUGAAUGAGCUGAACAGAGGACCUAGGGCCAAGGGCUAUUUCAAAAACCAGAAGGGUUUUGUUCCUUCCACAGUUGUAGUCAAGGGGCAGAGUGUGCCAUCAAGUGAUGCUAAUGCUGAGGAGAAGGAUAAGACAACUGAGGUUCCUGAUCGAGAACAAUAUAACAAAGCAGAUUUCCCAGUGGAAUAUGUUGAUGCUAAAUUUUUCAUUAUUAAAUCUUACAGCGAGGAUGAUGUGCAUAAGUGCAUUAAAUACAGUGUCUGGGCCAGCACACCAAAUGGUAACAAGAAGCUUGAUGCAGCAUAUCAAGAGGCUGGGCAGAAAUCUGGUGGCUGCCCAGUGUUCCUUUUAUUCUCGGUCAAUACCAGUGGGCAAUUUGUGGGACUUGCAGAGAUGAUGGGCCGAGUUGAUUUUGACAAGAGUGUGGAAUAUUGGCAACAAGACAAGUGGACAGGCUAUUUCCCUGUGAAGUGGCACUUUGUGAAGGAUGUUCCCAACAGUUUGUUGAAGCAUAUUACCCUCGAAAACAAUGAGAACAAACCUGUAACCAACAGCAGGGACACUCAAGAGGUCAAGUUAGAGCAAGGGCUUGAAAUGAUAAAGAUAUUCCAGGAGCAUAGCAGCAAAACAUGCAUAUUAGAUGAUUUUGGGUUUUACGAGGAUCGGGAGAAGAUGAUUCAGGAGAAGAAGGCCAAGCAACAGCAGCUCAAGAAACAGUGUGCAUUAGUGCAGGUAUGGGAUGGAAAGCCAAGUGAUGAAAAGAAAGAGCUGGUAAAUGGUUCAUAGAAGUCUCUGGGCAAUGUCUCUGAUUCGAGCUAAGAACAUACUUGAACUGCAUAUUCUAAUGGAGACCUGAAUGAUUCUGAGAAUGUUUGGUUAGUAAAACUAAAGAUGCAUCGGAGGCAAUGAGAAAUAUGGCAGAUGAUAGGUUUUUGGGGGCUUAGGGUUUUCUGCUUUAGGGCCAUUAUAUUCCUAUUUUGAUAUAUGUUUUUUUCCCCCCUUAAAUUUCUAUAGUUAUUCUUAUUUUCCUGUUUGGUUCUUUUCUGCCUUGUCAUGUAACCCCUUCGUUAGGUUGGCAAGGUUGGAAAAGUAUGUGCAAUAGAUUUGAGUAAAAGGAGCUUUUAAUGCCCUUUUUUUGGCUA
Populus nigra (black poplar) is the source of this 2351-nucleotide messenger RNA. Its product is annotated as YTH domain-containing protein ECT2-like. The coding region runs from base 133 to 1995 and encodes 620 amino acids. The record is from RefSeq and is a predicted model, not a curated record. Gene Ontology annotation, biological process: mRNA destabilization. Gene Ontology annotation, molecular function: mRNA binding. The transcript has 9 exons. Gene Ontology annotation, cellular component: cytoplasm. NCBI's taxonomy places the organism in Eukaryota, Viridiplantae, Streptophyta, Magnoliopsida, Malpighiales, Salicaceae.